Ochotona princeps (American pika) is the source of this 1282-nucleotide messenger RNA. It is a transcript of the gene GABRR3, whose product is annotated as gamma-aminobutyric acid type A receptor subunit rho3. Gene Ontology annotation, molecular function: GABA-A receptor activity; neurotransmitter receptor activity; extracellular ligand-gated monoatomic ion channel activity. The record is from RefSeq and is a predicted model, not a curated record. Bases 17 to 1282 code for a protein of 421 amino acids. The transcript is spliced from 8 exons. Gene Ontology annotation, cellular component: synapse; neuron projection; GABA-A receptor complex. Lineage: Eukaryota; Metazoa; Chordata; Mammalia; Lagomorpha; Ochotonidae. Gene Ontology annotation, biological process: nervous system process; signal transduction; regulation of membrane potential.
CAGAGAAGACACUAGAAUGUGGAGAGAUGACAGUACCAAAGCCUGGCCCCCGAAACAACAGCAACUGCUCCACAUAAAUGACCAUGACUUUGCCAUCAGACCUGGAUUUGGAGGUUCCCCGGUAGCAGUAGGCAUAGACGUCCAGGUUGAAAGCAUUGACAGCAUUUCAGAGGUUAACAUGGACUUCACAAUGACUUUUUAUCUCAGGCAUUACUGGAAAGAUGAGAGGCUCUCCUUUCCCAGUACAACAAACAAAAGCAUGACUUUUGAUCACAGACUAAUCAAAAAGAUUUGGGUGCCUGAUAUCUUUUUUGUGCAUUCUAAAAGAUCCUUUAUCCAUGAUACAACUAUGGAGAACUUCAUGCUGCGAGUGCACCCUGAUGGAAAUGUCCUCUUCAGUCUCAGGAUAACGGUUUCAGCCAUGUGCUUUAUGGAUUUCACCAGGUUUCCUCUGGAUACUCAGAAUUGUUCUCUUGAGCUGGAAAGCUAUGCCUAUAGUGAGGAGGACCUGAUGCUGUACUGGAAACAUGGAAAUAAGUCCCUAAAUACUGAAGACCAUAUUUCCCUAUCUCAGUUCUUCAUCGAGGAGUUCAGUGCAUCCAGUGGAUUAGCUUUCUAUAGCAGCACAGGUUGGUACUACCGGCUUUUCAUCAACUUUAUGUUAAGGAGACAUAUUUUCUUCUUUGUGCUGCAAACCUAUUUCCCGGCCAUGCUGAUGGUGAUGCUUUCCUGGGUUUCAUUUUGGAUUGACCGAAGAGCUGUUCCUGCAAGAGUUUCCCUGGGAAUCACCACAGUCCUGACCAUGUCCACCAUCAUGACUGGAGUGAGCGCCUCCAUGCCCCAGGUAUCCUACAUCAAGGCUGUGGACGUGUACUUGUGGGUCAGCUCCCUCUUCGUGUUCCUCUCAGUCAUCGAGUAUGCGGCUGUGAAUUAUCUCACCACUGUAGAAGAGCGGAAGCAAUUCAAGAAGAAAGGGAAGAUUUCUGGAAUGUAUAAUAUUGAUGCAGUUCAAGCGAUGGCCUUUGAUGGUUGUUACCAUGACAGUGAGGCUGACAUGGACCAGACUUCUUUUUCUAUACACUCAGAAGAGGACUCCAUGAGAGGAAGAUGCACAGGCAGACCCAGCACAGAUUCAUCCCACACAAAGAGAAGAAAAUCUCUCGGAGAGCACGUCAGUAAAGUUAUUCUGGAAAACAACCAUGUUAUUGACACCUACUGUAGGAUUUUAUACCCUAUUGUGUAUAUUAUAUUUAAUUUGCUCUACUGGGGUGUCUACAUGUGA